Molecule: messenger RNA, 1625 nt
Organism: Humulus lupulus (European hop)
Lineage: Eukaryota; Viridiplantae; Streptophyta; Magnoliopsida; Rosales; Cannabaceae
Product: eukaryotic initiation factor 4A-10-like
Exons: 5
Coding region: 165-1403 (412 amino acids)
Molecular function (GO): RNA helicase activity; RNA binding; ATP binding
Source: RefSeq, a predicted model, not a curated record
CCCUCACUCGCUCACUUCCUCUACUUCUUAUUUUUUCUCAACUCCGAGGUCGAUCCGAGGAGUUUGGGAAAAAAAACCCUAAAUCGCUAUUUUCGAUCUCUCUUCUCUAUCUCUUUGCUUGUUCAACUUUUACUAGUUCAAGUUCUUCAUCGUUAUCUUCAGUCAUGGCGGGAUUAGCACCAGAAGGAUCACAGUUUGACGCACGUCAGUAUGAUGCCAAGAUGACUGAGUUACUUGAUGGACAGGAUGAUUUUUUUAAAUCAUAUGACGAAGUUUGCGAUAGCUUUGAUGCUAUGGGUUUGAAAGAGAACCUCCUUAGGGGCAUUUAUGCUUAUGGUUUUGAAAAACCCUCAGCUAUUCAACAAAGGGGAAUUGUUCCCUUCUGCAAGGGUCUUGAUGUCAUACAACAAGCUCAAUCUGGAACUGGAAAGACAGCAACUUUCUGCUCUGGUGUCUUGCAACAGCUUGACUAUGACUUGACCGAAUGCCAGGGUUUGGUGCUUGCACCAACUCGUGAACUUGCUCAACAGAUUGAGAAGGUCAUGCGUGCCCUUGGAGACUAUCUUGGUGUGAAGGUGCAUGCCUGUGUUGGUGGCACAAGUGUUCGGGAAGACCAGCGCAUAUUGUCAAGUGGGGUUCAUGUUGUCGUUGGCACUCCAGGUCGUGUUUUUGACAUGCUGAGGAGACAGUCUCUUCGUCCUGAUUACAUAAAAAUGUUUGUUUUGGAUGAGGCUGAUGAAAUGCUUUCAAGAGGGUUCAAAGAUCAGAUCUAUGACAUUUUCCAGCUUCUCCCAAGCAAGAUCCAGGUUGGGGUAUUUUCUGCUACUAUGCCCCCUGAAGCUCUGGAGAUCACCAGGAAGUUCAUGAACAAUCCAGUGAGGAUUCUUGUUAAGCGUGAUGAGCUUACCCUUGAGGGUAUUAAGCAAUUCUAUGUCAAUGUCGACAAGGAGGAUUGGAAAUUUGAAACCCUGUGUGAUCUUUACGAGACCUUGGCUAUUACUCAGAGUGUCAUUUUCGUCAACACCCGGCGCAAGGUAGACUGGCUGACUGACAAGAUGAGGAGCCGAGACCACACAGUGUCGGCCACCCACGGAGACAUGGACCAGAAUACCAGAGACAUUAUUAUGCGUGAAUUCCGAUCUGGGUCUUCCCGUGUUUUGAUCACUACGGAUCUCUUGGCUCGUGGUAUUGAUGUGCAACAAGUCUCACUUGUCAUAAACUAUGAUCUCCCAACUCAGCCCGAGAACUAUCUCCAUCGUAUUGGACGGAGUGGAAGGUUCGGAAGGAAAGGUGUGGCAAUCAACUUCAUAACAACCGACGAUGAUAGGAUGGUCUCUGACAUCCAGAAGUUCUAUAAUGUUUUGAUCGAGGAGCUGCCUUCAAAUGUUGCUGAUCUCCUGUGAUGAGUUAUUUUUAGUAGAGAAAUUUUAAAUUUGUUUAGGUAAGUCUUGCAACUUUAAUUUAACGUUUUUUCCCCGUUUUAAUUUUCCCCUAGGUUCCUCUUUUCUAAUGACUGUUCGUGAAGUUCUAGCAAUGUUAUAUCAUUGCGAGAUUUUGUGCUAUGGCAGCCUUCAAAGUUUUCUGCCAAUUUUAUUUUGAAUGCCCAUUUUUCUUUUCUUGGUGAA